This is a messenger RNA of Rotaria sp. Silwood1, 666 nucleotides long. NCBI's taxonomy places the organism in Eukaryota, Metazoa, Rotifera, Eurotatoria, Philodinida, Philodinidae. The record is from the annotation of a GenBank genome assembly.
AUGAAUCAUUUUAAAUUAGAAAAAUAUCCAUUGAUUCAAAAUACAAUUAUGGAUACUAAUCAUGAAUUAAAUUUAUCAAUAAAUAGAUUACCCAAUCUAUUAUUAAUUACUUGUUCUUGUUGUCCACUUCAUCUUAUUCAAUCUUUUAAAUUGAAAACUGAAAGUUCUCUUACAAAAUCAGCAUGGUUUUGGCCUUUAUUGACUAUUUGUCUCAUACUUAUAGUUGGUAUUCCAUGUAUAUUCAUUAUUGUAUUUGUUAUUUGCCGUGUGAAAUAUAAAUUAAAUUAUGAUUCAGAUGCAUCAAGUAUGGGUUCAAAUUUAUCAUCCUCAUCAUCAUCAUUACCAAGAGUACCAGUUCAACAAGAAAGACGACGUAUACACUCUCGUCAUCAACGUUCGCGUCACGUAGAAGGUUUUCGUACUCCACCGCCUCCUUAUACAACAACUGAACAACCACGAACUCUUUUUGUAACAACAUCACCCCCACCUUCAUAUGAAUCUCAUGUUAAUGAAAAUGCAUCAACAACAAAUUCUUCAGCUGUAAUUAAUAUUCCAUCGACAGGACCUAUUGAGAAUUCAACAACAACGGCAACAACAACAACAAGAACACUCGAUGUAUCAUCAUCAACAAUAACAAAUCCAUCUAUACAAACAUUUCAUGCUUAA